Molecule: messenger RNA, 2515 nt
Organism: Dermatophagoides pteronyssinus (European house dust mite)
Lineage: Eukaryota; Metazoa; Arthropoda; Arachnida; Sarcoptiformes; Pyroglyphidae
Product: ATP-dependent RNA helicase DHX33-like
Biological process (GO): positive regulation of transcription by RNA polymerase I
Cellular component (GO): nucleolus; intracellular anatomical structure
Molecular function (GO): double-stranded RNA binding; helicase activity; ATP binding
Source: RefSeq, a predicted model, not a curated record
UUGUCAUCAUUUUAAACUCACGGCUUGAUCACGUGUUUCAAUUACCUUGAUUUAUUUUUCGAUUUUGUCUGUUUUUUUUCUAAUUUAAGCAAUUUAACAAUUUAAUGAUAGAUAGUUAUUGAUUAAUUUGACGAAAUGGUACCCGACAUAGCUUUAGUGAAAAAUAAACAACAACUUCAAUUACCAAAUAUCAACUCGGCUACACCAUCACCUGGAUCUAUUAUAUCGACAUCAUCGCCGGAAUCACUAAGUUCAUCAUCGCCAUCCUGUCCAGGGCGAUCAGAAUCAGCAUCAUCAUUUCCUAGUUCACCAGAGAAUUUUUCAUCACAUAAUUCAAAUACUCAUCAUCACAAUUCAAAUGAUUAUUCAUCUAAUCAUUAUAUACAACGUCCAUAUAUAAAUUAUCAUCGAUUAUCUACGAAUAAAUUGCCCGUUUGUUUGGUCAAAAGUCAACUUCUUGACCGAAUACAAAAAAAUGAGACAUUGAUAAUCAUUGGGGAAACUGGAUCCGGCAAAACUACUCAAAUACCUCAAUUUUUAUACGAGCAUCUAAUAUCAUCGAAAUUUUACCAACCGUCUACGUUAUCGAAUAGAAAUCGGUCAAGCAAAGAAACUAUUGCUAUUACACAGCCUCGUCGUGUAGCAGCUGUUUCCGUAGCACAACGAGUUGCAAAAGAAUUACAAUGUCAAAUAGGUGACCUAGUCGGUUAUAAAAUUCGUUUUGAUGAUUGUACUUCACAUAAUACCCGAAUCAAAUACAUGACUGAUGGUAUGUUAUUACGUGAGGCCAUUAGUGAUCCAUUGCUUUCGAAUUAUCGGGUGAUCAUAUUGGAUGAAGCACAUGAAAGAACCGUUCAAAGUGAUCUGCUAUUUGGUAUAGUGAAACAAGCUCAACGUUUACGAAGUGGCCAAAAACGUCCACUUGAUGAAGAUUCAGUUUCAUCUAAUGAUCAUCGAUAUCAUGAACCUUUGAAAAUCAUCAUCAUGUCGGCUACUAUGGAUGUUGAUAAUUUUUCUCGAUAUUUCAAUCAAGCACCAGUCAUCUACAUUGAGGGUCGCGUUCAUCCUAUCGAAAUAUUUUAUACCGAAUCUAAACAAACGGAUUAUGUAGCCGCUUGUCUUACCACAUUGUUUCAGAUCCACCAAGAAGAAGAUGAAUUGACUGUUAUGGAUGAACAAACAAGAAAGAAUAAUGAUUUUAUCCGUAUUGGUGGUGAUGUUCUUGUCUUCUGUACUGGUCAAGAAGAGAUUGAAAAUAUGAUCAAAAUUGUUCAGAAUUAUUCCGCUCAAACAAAUACGAUGAAAACAAGUCGAGGAACUUUCAAAACAUUGAAAGCAUAUCCUCUUUAUUCUGCAUUACCUAAAAUCAAACAGCAAAGAAUAUUCGAUCGUAAUCCAAAUGACUGUUUUCGUAGGGUCAUUUUUGCUACAAACAUUGCCGAAACAUCAAUCACUAUACCAAAUAUUCGUUACGUAAUAGAUACCGGUAAAUUUAAAUCGAAAUUUUUUUUACCAAAAACUGGCUUCGAAAUAAUGCGUGUUGAAAACAUUUCGAAAGCACAAGCUUGUCAACGAAGUGGUCGUGCCGGUCGUUUAGCUCCGGGAAAAUGUUAUCGUCUUUAUACUAGACCAGAAUAUCGUUCAUUCACAUCGUUUCCCGUUCCUGAGAUUCAAAAAUGCAGUAUAUCUACUGUAUUAUUACAGUUAAUUGCUUUAGGUGUUAGCAAUGUUCAAGCAUUCGAUUUUAUUGAUUCACCAUCAGCAGAAAACAUAGAAUCAUCGUUGAAAAAAUUAAUGAAAAUGAAAGCUAUUGAAAAAGUAAACGAUUCCGAUGUAGACUACAAAUUAACCAAACUUGGGCAAACAAUGGUGAUGUUUCCGAUUGAUCCGAGAUAUGCUUUACUAUUGAUAAAAGCACAAAAAUUUCGAUGCACAGAAGAAAUAAUUACAAUCAUUGCGAUGCUUUCGGUAGAUAACGUAUUCGAUACAUCUAUGACUGAUGAAAAUGCUAUUGCAAUACAUCGAAAAUUUGCCUCUUCCGAAGGUGAUCUAAUCAAACUAUUGAACGUAUUUCGUCGCUAUCGAGAAGCACAACAAAAAAUGACCUGGUGUCAAGAAAACUAUCUUCGUGCAUAUCAAUUGAAACAGGCUGAAGAAAUUCGUCAACAAUUAGUCGAUCUCUGUAAACAAGCAUAUAUUGAUUUGAUCAGUACACCAAGUACAGAAAAUGUACGUAAAUGUUUGGCAAUAGCAUCUGGUGUUGGUGUUGGUCUAGGUGCAAAUAUUGCCGAAUUACAACGGGAUGGCGAUUAUCGUACCAUAACAUUUGGACAAAAUGAUCGUCCAUCAAUGAAUGUUUUUAUUCAUCCAUCUUCGUGUUUGUUUUCACAAAAACCUGAAUGUAUAAUGUUUGUAGAAUUAGUUCAAACAAACAAAUCUUAUAUGCGUAAUUUAUGUUUAAUUGAUCGCAAAUGGCUUAUUGAGUAAAAUAAUGUUAAUAAUUUUCAUUUUCAAA